AGUGAUAAGCGCUCAUGGAUGGAUGUGUGUAACAUUCGUUUGAUUGCCGCGCAAAUACCGUUUCGAACGCGUUAAUUGGAUCUAACGUGAUUAAAAUUUACCUUAGAUUGUUUUGUGUUUAUCAUAAGUGGAUUUGUUGUGUUCCGUUACUCUUGCAUGUGUGUGUGAAACAAGUUAUAAUUUUUUUUUGUGAUUUUCGUUUGGAUUUUUCUCCGCCGAUGUUUUCGUUAUGGCUUGAGUAAUGGAGGGCGAUUGUGCGGAGGAGGGCUGGCUGCUGGUGCGCGUGCACGUGCCCGAGCUGAACGUGCAGAAGAGCCUGCAGUUCUCUCGCGACCAGCUCGUGUGGGACGUCAAGCAGCAGUGCCUUGCCGCCUUGCCUAAGGUGGCCACUUGGUAUCGGGAAUUGAAAGAGAGCUUCAACUAUGGUCUGUUCUGCCCACCUGUCAACGGCAAGGCCGGUAAGUUCCUGGAUGAGGAACGACGUCUCGGUGACUAUCCUUUUAACGGACCUGUUGGAUACCUGGAGUUGAAAUAUAAAAGACGCGUGUACAAGAUGUUGAAACUGGACGAAAAGACACUGAAAGCAUUGCACUCGCGAGCGAAUCUUCGACGUUUCUUGGAACACGUGACGCACGCACAGAUAGACAAAAUUACGAAGGCCUGUGCUAAAGGACUCGAUCCCAAUUUUCAUUGUCAGGAUACUGGCGAAUCUCCACUUACAAUCGCAGCUGGCCUUAAAUCACCCGGUAAAGUAUUGAUUGCCCUCGUAAACGGUGGAGCUCUCCUCGACUAUCGGACUAAAGAUGGCAGUACAGCGAUGCACCGAGCUGUUGAAAAGAACUCCUUAGAAGCAGUUAAAACUUUAUUAGAACUUGGAGCGUCACCAAAUUAUAAAGAUGGCAAAGGAUUAACGCCUUUAUAUCUAUCAGUAACGAACAAAACCGAUCCCUUAUUGUGUGAAACGCUACUCCACGAUCAUGCGACGAUUGGGGCCACUGAUUUACAGGGAUGGCAAGAAGUUCAUCAGGCUUGUCGAAAUGGCUUAGUUCAACAUCUGGACCACCUUCUGUUCUACGGCGCGGAUAUGAAUGGACGUAAUGCGUCCGGUAACACACCAUUGCACGUUUGUGCAGUCAACGCACAAGACUCCUGCGCGAGACAAUUACUCUUCAGAGGCUGUGACAAAGAAUCGUUGAACUUUGCUAACCAGACGCCGUAUCAGGUCGCAGUUAUAGCUGGAAAUUUAGAAUUGGCAGAGGUGAUAAAGAAUUACAAAUCAGAAGAAGUUGUUCCGUUUCGCGGUCCACCGCGCUACAACCCGCGGAGGCGAUCGGGCGCGUGGGGCGGCUGGUGGAGCGCCGGCGACCGCUCCUCGCUCGCCUCGUCCACACGCAUCCCCGCCGAGCUGGACGCGCUGCUGCGCCGCCCUCCCGGCGCGACACACUCGCCCUGCAGCCUUGACAGGCCCUUCUCGUCCGCCUCCUCGAGCAUCAGCGACGCGAGCCACCCCAGCCACGAGGACGACGCUAGCAUACUCACAGAUAAGAGCGCGGGCGACACUAGCGACAUCAUCUCGGACUCGAGCGGCGUGGGCACGAGCACGUCCGACACCACCACGUGCUCGCUGCAGGGCGGCGCCACCGUCGUGUGCCUCACGCCGUGCGAGCCCGCCGCGCCCGGACAUCUGCGCCUCAACCAGGGGGACAUCAUAGAAGUAACGGGAGCAACGGAUGAGGGUUUACUGGAGGGUACCGUUCGAGGCUCGGCAGCUAGCGGGCUGUUCCCCGCGCACUGCGUGCAAGAAGUGCGGCUGCGGCAAAACGCACACCUGCACCAGGUCCUUUCAUCGGGACCGAUCCACCAUUCACGGGUAACUGGUCGGAGAGAGAUGGCACUGAGUAAAACUUACAGUGCUACCGCACCUAGGAUAAAGAAAACGUACGGCAACAUGGAGACGCGCACGGUGGUGCUGCACCGCGCGCGACGCGGGUUCGGCUUCGUGCUGCGCGGCGCCAAGGCGUCGUCGCCGCUCAUGGAGCUGCGGCCGUCCGAGCGCUGCCCCGCGCUGCAGUACCUGGACGACGUGGACGCGGGCGGGGUGGCGGACCGCGCCGGCCUGCGCAAGGGGGACUUCCUCGUCGCGAUCAACGGCGAGGACGUGUCGGCGGCUUCGCACGAGCACGUGGUGGAGCUCAUCCGCGGCUCGGGCGCGCUCGUCUCUAUGACCGUCGUGUCGCUCGCGCACGCAGUCAGCAAUGAGAUCAACAUGUGUACCGUGCCUACGAGUAAAUCACAAAAUCAACUGUCGAGUUCCGGGCGGCCGUAUGCCGCCACCUUACCUAGGAAAGCAGCGGGUGGCCGCAGCCCCGCGCCCGCGCCGCCGCGCCGCGACCCGCGCACCACGCUCAGCGUGGGCCGCGCGCGCGCCAAGUCCAUGGUCGCCGGCCUCGAAAAUGGCGGUGAAAAAGAAGAGAGUUGCGAACCUUUAAGCGUCGCCGGCAAGUCGUCGUCUGCUGAAUCUGUUCAGUUACAUGGCGGCAGCAAUACGAGCGCGCCGGGCGCCGGCACGCCGCCCGCGCCGCGCACGGCCUCCAUCCGCGCGCGGCCCGCGUCCGGCCGCAUCACGGCCGCCGAGCUGGAGGAGCUGUUCCAGCGACAGGCCGGCGCCGACAACGCCAGCAUCAAUAGUGCUAUGAUGACGCGGUCGGCCUUCCAGGGCGGCUCGGGCUCCCCGCCCGCCUCGCCCGCGCGCUCGCGCGUCUACGCCUCCGUCGCCGAGAUGAAGCGGAACAAGGGCAAGGUGUGGAGCAAGACCGCGUCGCUGCGCCGCGACUUCCACUCCACGCCGGACCUCGCGGCCGAGCUCACGGCGCACCCGCCGCGCACGCGCUCCAGCGAGGACGUGCACGGCCCGGCGCGCGGGCCGCCGCCGGCCGAGGCGCCGCCGCCGCCGCCCGGCGCGCCCGCCUCGUCCUUCCGCCCCGCCGCGCCCGCCAAGCUGUACGCGUCCCCGCGCGACCUGGCCGCCGUCGCCUACCGCCCCGCCGCAGACCAGACCGUGCGGGGCGCGACUGCGAGCGCGCCGCGCCAGUGGGUGGGCCGCGCGCGCGCCGCGUCGGCUGACGACGCCGCGCACCAGUACGCGCAGCCCAUCAACCUGCACAAGGGGUUCACGAGACAGAGCUCUACGCCCGCGCCGCCCAUCCCGGAGCCCGACUACAGCAUGUCGGAGUCCGACGACGAGACGCCCAAGCGCGCCGGCGAGCCGCCCGGGGAGACCAGCGCCAACAGCAACACCAGCGGCAGCAGCUCCGGCUCCGGCUCGAUGCAGCACUCGUUCUCCGUCGACGAGAUCCAGAAGAUCCGCACGCGACUCAAGUCGUCCAAGUCGUGCGGCGACGAGCUGGCGGGCGAGCGCGACGACGGCGACAACUCGUCGUCCGGCGUGUCGUCCGACCAGGAGGCGCAGGCGCGGCCGCGGCGCGACAAGGUCUCCUUCUGCAGCUCCGUCACCGUGAAGUCGUCCAACGACGUCAUCAGCACCGAGCCCGUGCACAGCUCCAGCGAGAGCCUGGCGCCGGCCGCCAUGGCGCGCCACAACUCGCUGACGCGCCGCCGCGCCGCCGCCGCCGUCAUGCGCGCCGGCGCCGCGCGCGGCCGCUCGGCCGCCGAGCGCCUGGGCGUCGACCCCGAUCGCGCGCCCGGCCGGCGCCGCGCCGCCGUGUCGCUGGCCGAGCUGCCGCCGCCGCCCGAGGAGCCGGCCGGCGAGCCGCCCGGCGCGCCGCCCGUGCUGGCGCCGCCGCCGCAGUUCAGCGACCGCGUGCGCGUGGUGGCGGCGCUGCCCAAGCUGCACUAGCCGCGCCCGAGCGCCGCGCGAGCGCCUCAAGCCAAAGAUUAUAUAUUUAUUGUCGACGAGUCGGAGGUCGCCGUGCAUUCCUCGCCGCGGUCUCCUCGUAGUCUCCGAGUGUCAAAGUUUAACCCCCUCGCUGAAUUCGCUCAUUCGCAUCGAUU
Messenger RNA from Vanessa atalanta (red admiral), 4011 nucleotides. RefSeq names its product protein shank (gene Prosap). Gene Ontology annotation, cellular component: dendritic spine; postsynaptic membrane; postsynaptic density. Gene Ontology annotation, molecular function: ionotropic glutamate receptor binding; synaptic receptor adaptor activity. The coding region runs from base 242 to 3856 and encodes 1204 amino acids. The record is from RefSeq and is a predicted model, not a curated record. Lineage: Eukaryota; Metazoa; Arthropoda; Insecta; Lepidoptera; Nymphalidae. The transcript has 24 exons.